Molecule: messenger RNA, 5026 nt
Organism: Platichthys flesus (European flounder)
Lineage: Eukaryota; Metazoa; Chordata; Actinopteri; Pleuronectiformes; Pleuronectidae
Product: basic helix-loop-helix ARNT-like protein 1
Exons: 20
Coding region: 282-2198 (638 amino acids)
Biological process (GO): regulation of transcription by RNA polymerase II; circadian rhythm
Cellular component (GO): aryl hydrocarbon receptor complex; transcription regulator complex; nucleus
Molecular function (GO): protein dimerization activity; RNA polymerase II cis-regulatory region sequence-specific DNA binding; DNA-binding transcription factor activity, RNA polymerase II-specific
Source: RefSeq, a predicted model, not a curated record
GAGAAACUGGGUCAGCGGCUGCGAUUCGUUUAUGUCACACUGGUGCGGGUUGUUAUCGCAGCUCGCCCGGUGGCUUCCAAUGGAGACACGGACCCCGGCGGACCCGCGAGGUUGAUGGUUUACACCCGCUGCUUACAAGUCAGAUCAAACUGGAUCAAACCAGGUCAGACUGCAUCGAAACUCACAGAUCUGAAGUGAGCGGACCAGACCGAUCCAGACGACACCAGGCCCGUCCAGGAGGCCUGUCCCAGUUUCCUAUCAAGUUGAGGGCUCACGAGUGGAUGGAAGGAAAUGAUUUUAACACAGAGGCAGUGAUGAACAUCUGUGAUGACCUGAUGGCAGACCAAAGGAUGGACAUCUCGUCAACAAUGACUGACUUCAUGUCGCCCGGCUCCACCGACCUCAUCUCCAGCUCCAUCAGCACGCCUGGCAUGGACUACACGCGCAAGAGGAAGGGCAGCACCACCGACUACCAAAUUGAUGGCUUCUCCUUCGAUGACAUGGACCCAGACAAAGAUAAGCUUGGAGGUGACCAACAGGGCCGGAUUAAGAAUGCAAGAGAGGCUCACAGCCAGAUCGAGAAGCGGCGCAGGGACAAGAUGAACAGCUUCAUCGACGAGCUGGCGUCGCUGGUGCCCACCUGUAACGCCAUGUCCCGCAAGCUGGACAAGCUGACGGUCCUGCGCAUGGCCGUCCAACACAUGAAGACACUCAGAGGUGCAGCCAACCCGUACACAGAGGCCAACUACAAGCCUUCCUUCCUGUCAGAUGAUGAACUCAAGCACUUGAUACUAAGGGCUGCUGAUGGUUUCUUGUUUGUUGUCGGCUGCGAUCGCGGCAAAAUUCUCUUUGUUUCUGAAUCGGUCUACAAAAUACUCAACUACAGCCAGAACGACCUGAUAGGUCAGAGCCUGUUUGACUACCUUCACCCCAAGGACAUUGCCAAGGUCAAAGAGCAGCUGUCCUCCUCCGACACGGCCCCACGAGAGAGGCUCAUCGACGCUAAAACUGGUCUUCCAGUGAAGACAGACAUCACUCCUGGUCCUUCUCGACUCUGUUCUGGAGCCAGACGGUCAUUUUUCUGCAGGAUGAAAUGCAACAGGCCUUCGGUCAAAGUAGAAGAUAAAGAGUUCCCCUCAACCUGCUCGAAGAAAAAAGCCGACCGCAAGAGCUUCUGCACCAUCCACAGCACGGGCUACCUGAAGAGCUGGCCUCCCACCAAGAUGGGCCUGGACGAGGACAACGAGCCCGACAACGAGGGCUGCAACCUGAGCUGCCUGGUGGCCAUCGGCCGCCUGCACCCCCACAUCGUCCCCCAGCCCAGUCUGGCAGACAUCCGGGUGAAGCCCACAGAGUACGUGUCCCGGCACGCCAUCGACGGCAAGUUCGUCUUCGUGGACCAGAGAGCCACAGCCAUCCUCGCCUACCUGCCCCAGGAGCUGCUGGGAACAUCCUUCUAUGAGUAUUUCCACCAGGACGACAUCGGCCACUUGGCUGAGUGCCACCGACAAGUGCUGCAGAUGAGAGAGAAGAUCAACACCAACUGUUACAAAUUCAAGAUCAAAGAUGGCUCCUUCAUCACGCUGAGGAGCCGGUGGUUCAGCUUCAUGAACCCCUGGACCAAGGAGGUGGAGUACAUCGUCUCCACCAACACCGUUGUGUCGUGUCCGAUGAUGGAAGGAUCAGAAUACCCUCAGUCUGCUGCCUCGCCUCAGAGUAUGGACAGUGCUCUCACCUCAGAGGGUGGCGGGAGGCGGGCGCUGCAGACGGUACCCGGCAUCCCGGGCGGCACGAGAGCAGGAGCAGGAAAGAUCGGACGCAUGAUUGCGGAGGAAGUGAUGGAGAUUCAGAGGAUCCGAGGCUCCUCCCCCUCCAGCUGUGGCUCGAGCCCUCUAAACAUCACCAGCACCCCCCCACCCGACACCUGCUCCCCUGGAGGAAAGAAGAUUCAGAAUGGAGGGACACCCGAUCUGCCGAGCACAGGGAUCAUUCCUGGACCUGAUUCUGUCGGCUACCCGUACUCCAACCAGUCCAUCAUGAGUGACAACUCCCACCUGAGCAUAGACAUCAUGGACGAGCCCGGCUCCAGCAGCCCCAGCAACGACGAGGCGGCCAUGGCGGUCAUCAUGUCGCUGCUGGAGGCGGACGCCGGCCUGGGCGGCCCCGUGGACUUCAGCGACCUGCCCUGGCCUCUGUGAGGCGGCUGGAAGGGACCAAGCACCGGGAGCCGCCGGUGGAGAGAGUCGGGUCAGGUUGGAUUCCGGCGGCCAUGUUUGCUGCGCUCUGCACGCAACUGCACUGCAAAAAAGUUCAUCUCCACACAUUCACUCACUUUCAAGUUUUCAGUGUCUCCUCCCUUCCGAGAGGACAGGAGACGGACUCUAGUGCAGACGAGUCUGGACCUUCAGAUUCCAGCUCCUUCACUUCCUGUAGGUGGACCAUUGUUUUCACUGGAGCAGAAAGAUGGAUCCUGAGCUCGUGUUCCUGCUCCAGACGAUGUGUUCAGAUGAACGUGUUUGCAGCGGCGCUCGUGUGCAGAUGUUCUCUAACGUUCACACGGUGACAGACAUGACUCUUAAAGAACCAGUGCAGUGAAAGGAAGUCGCAGGUCUGAGGUGCUAACGUCUCUGAACUGACGUCACCACCAGGUGGCGAGCCGGCACCGGGACCCCUGAGACCUUCAUGGACAUUACCUGAAGUUUGAUGUGGGGCUCGAGAGGAGCGCUCCAUUCCUGCCUCCCACCACGGCCCUCUUCGUCAUCUUCUUCAUCUUCAUCAACAUCUCUAACGUAGGACGGUGGAGCCGCACAGACAGGAACUGGUCAUUCUGUCCACCUGAUCUCGACCUGAUGGGAAGAUCUGCUCAGAAGAUUUUUUUACUCCCUAACUCCCAGGAGCAGGUUCAGUUAAAUAAUCCCACGAGCCCCCGAGCUGCUGUUUCCUUCACCUGCAUGAAAGCUAACGACUCUUUCUCCAAACUCAUUUAAAGCUGAUAUUCAGUCGAUGUUGUUUCCCAGAGUUUAAACCACAGUUUGAACAAAGAUGAUCCAAGUUCUGUGAUAAAUGUUAAAAGUUCUAAAACACAAGACUGGAACCCGAUGUGAGGGACUGGAGGACCUGGGUUCACGUUUCAAACCUGGUCUGAGGAUCAUUAGACUCAGAUUUAACUUGAUAAACUGAGACGGUGAAAGAACAUGGACACGUGGCAGCAGCGUCCAAACCGUCCACCUCUGUCCCUGAAAACACAACUUAACAACCCAUCAGACUUUAAAGGACAUCAUGUGGUUGAGUUGAUCCUCGGGGGGGCAGCAGCCCAGUGUGUGUAGGUGUGUUUUCACGGUGUCACACACUUUAGUUUCCCUCUGCAGACGUUUCCCAGAGAAAUGUUUCCCACUGCUCCUCCCACUCUUCAGCUCGUUGCCAUUCACAAACCUGAGCUCUUACCUUCACCCCCCCCCCCCCCCCCCCCCACACCCAAUAAUCAUCAUAUGAAGCACUUACGACGCAGUGAAACUGUCAGUCACUAAACUCCAUGGAUCAGUUUUCAGAUUCCACACAGAGACGCUGUCUUCUUCUCAUUAUGCGGACGUGAACUUAGCCAGAGACGAAGGAAAAGAAAAGUUUGUCUGGUUGAGAAGUUAAAAUAAAAAUACCUACGAGUUUAUUUCCACUGCGACGCCGACGGAUUCCCUGACGUGGACGGUUAAACUUGAAUCUGGUCGGUUAAGCACUUAACUAAUACGCAGAUGAUCUGUGACUGUACGUGUCCUGCAACCCCCCUCGUGAGCAGAAGGGGGCGACGACGUAGCCGGGGGGCAGCAGAGUGUGGGGGCGGAGCUACGGGAGAUUCUCUGAUCUCAUUGGCUGGCGUUGAACAAGGACUCGAGGACUGAAUGGAAAAGGUUUCAAUGUAAAUUUUAGAAAUGAUGAAUCCUCUCCAGCUCGAGUGUGUUGAGAGGAGGCCUGAUGGCGCCCCCUGCCUGUGUGGAAAGAUAAUGUGCAAAAUGUUCAUUCUGUAUCAACAAAUAUAAAAAAUACACCUUGAAAUAAUAUUUGAAAAGCGUCGUUUUAUACAAAAUAAACAUAAUCAACGACAACAAAUUAUACUUGAAAUUGAAUUAUACUGUAACACACACAUAAUCACAUAUAUUUAUACUCACUACUAUACUAAAGGUGUGUGUGCAUAAACAUUUUCCCAAAAUUGCAAAUUUAUAUGCAUUUCUUUUAAAAUGUACCCUGAUAAAAAUGAAAAUAUUUAAAAGUCCAACUAAAUAAUUAAUCAAAUAUAUUUUAUUAAAAGAAAAAGAUUCUGAUCCUGUUUUGUUUGAAAUUAGAAAAGAAGAAUAAAUGCGUAAAACUUUUCUCUCAAAGCUUCGUAUCAUGAACAGAAGAUUUUCACUUCCUGUUGAUUUGUUUGUUUCCCUGAUCGUUUGAUUUAAAAUGUUAUGCUUUGCGACUCAAACUGUUUUUAACGUGAUUGUUUGAAAUUUAUUAUUAUUUUCUUUCCACACGGGCAGAAAGUUUAAGACCUCUGGUUGGAGCGUCGCUAGCUCCUGUCCCCACACAUCUGUACGAACUUUGAUCUGUACGAAACUUUGAUCUGUACGAACUUUGAUCUGUAAGAACUUUGAUCUGUAAGAACUUUGAUCUGUACGAACUUUGAUCUGUACGAACUGUGAUCUGUACGAACUCGGUUAACGUUCAGUCGGUCUGACCCCAGGCCUGUCCACAGUAAACCACCCCCCCCUGCUGGCGGCCUCCGGAGGCAGCAGCUGGUGACGUCCCCUCUGUAUCUGUUCCAGUGGUUUUUCUGUUUCAAUGUUUUUACGCUACACUACAAUACAGUGUUUCCCUUGUUGAUAUACCCCCCCACCACACACACACCUGACAAUAAUGUAUCAAAUCUUUAAAUAUUAUCAUGCUAAGAGUAUACUUUAUGCAAAUAUAUAUGAGUAUGAUGAGUGUAUUGUAUGUAUCAGCAGUGAAAUAUUUUUAAAAUAAAACCGUUUCUGUCAUGUGGACUUCA